GCCCCGGCUGAUGCCAUGGAAGCCCUGUUGGGCGCGCUGGUGGUUGUGGGAGGACUAUCAAUGGCUGCAAAGCUUCUGCGGAAGCUGCCGUGGUUCGGUUCUCAGGAUGGCCACGGCUUCCAAGUUCCUCUUGGGGCGCCAGAGAGCGAACUUCAGUGGAUUGGCUCUGCCAUGGUGCGUUUCUUCUGCACGGCUUGGCUGCUGAGCGUCCAUCCCGAGCUUGGCGUUGACGGCCUCUCAGAUCUUCGGACGCAACUGCUGUCCAUGCCAUGGUCUUGUCCUGUGCAUCUUCCCCAAGGCCUCCGGCUUGGGGAGCUUGCAG
Molecule: messenger RNA, 322 nt
Organism: Symbiodinium pilosum
Lineage: Eukaryota; Dinophyceae; Suessiales; Symbiodiniaceae
Source: the annotation of a GenBank genome assembly